Molecule: messenger RNA, 1319 nt
Organism: Trametes versicolor FP-101664 SS1
Lineage: Eukaryota; Fungi; Basidiomycota; Agaricomycetes; Polyporales; Polyporaceae
Exons: 7
Coding region: 1-1221 (406 amino acids)
Biological process (GO): macroautophagy
Cellular component (GO): endoplasmic reticulum
Source: RefSeq, a predicted model, not a curated record
AUGUCGAGGCCUCCCCGACUCGCGCGUCCUCAAUACGCGCCCCCAUCUCCCUCAGGCUCGACCUUUUCGCAGGCUCCGCAGUACGUCUCAUCGAGGGCAACAUACCCCACAUUCCUAUCUCUGCAAGAGACCGCUUGGCUGCAGCUGACAUGCGCGGGACGCGGGCUCGUUGAUGCCUUCCGGUGGGACACAGUGAUUAAGCUCAUUGCGAGUGAUUCUGAGAUACGCUCGAACGUACUGAAGUCGCUCAUGCUUAACACCGUCUCUCUCGUGUCCAUCUACUUCUUUGACUGGCUGCUCCUCCCACUCGCGCAAGGGCAACAGAAAUGGCUGCAUCGCAACGUUGGAUGGUUCUACCAGGUACUCUGGCUACUGCCUGUUGUUGGCGUCUCGUUCUACCUAAAUAGCUCAUGGUGCACGCUCAUAGCCAAACGCACCUUCACGCUGCAACACGGAUCGCGCGCCGCGGCGCAGCCACCUAAUACAUACAGCGGCAUGCUCAACGCGCUCGCCACUUCUGCCUACCGCGGCGUCAUGGUCUGCACGUCCGUCGUGGUUUCGUUUGCGCUGGCGUACAUCCCGUAUGUUGGACCUCUUGCCGGUUUCGUGUUUCUCUGCUGGAUAGACGCCUAUUACUGCUUUGAGUUCAUUUGGAUAGCGAGAGGAUUCUCCCUCUCAAGACGAGUGCGCCAUCUGGAAGAGCGAUGGGCAUACUACUUCGCAUUCGGUCUUCCCACUUCUGCGCUGUGCAUGUGGGGCAGCAGCCUGGCAAAUGUUGCAUUGUUUGCUCUCAUCUUUCCUGCGUACAUCAUCAUGGCGAUAUACGCACGCCCCUUACCGGUCGACCCCUACAACCCCUCGACGUCGGUCGGCAGCCGAAGCGCGGUCGACGACGUCGUGCGAUACCCGUCGCCGCUUGUACCCAUCCGGAUCCCAGUCUUCGCGCUCGUGAUUUGGUUGAACGACUGGAUUGUGCGCAUCCUCAGCGUCGGCACAAGUGGUGGCGCGCCAAGCUCAGCGUACGGUGGCGGCGGGAAGCCUGGCGUGCGGCAUAGACGGGUCCCCAGCGACAGUGUGGAGAGUAUCGAGGAGGGCGAGGCGAUUGAGCUGGAUAGUGUGAGCGCUAGGAGCGGAGUGCCGGAUGUGGGCAGAGCGAGAGUUCGAGCGGGAGGUUAUGGGGGGAGUCCGAGCCUAGGAAGAGGAGGUCGGAAGUAUGACUGAUUGCUGCGGUCUCGGAGUGCACUACUAUCACCGAGAAUGAUCGUUGGACAAGCGGUCGAUAUCCCCUGGAAUUAAAAGGCCAGAGCGCGCGCAGUGAC